Molecule: messenger RNA, 1353 nt
Organism: Schizosaccharomyces octosporus yFS286
Lineage: Eukaryota; Fungi; Ascomycota; Schizosaccharomycetes; Schizosaccharomycetales; Schizosaccharomycetaceae
Product: Pal1 family protein
Exons: 3
Coding region: 346-1176 (276 amino acids)
Cellular component (GO): cytoplasm
Source: RefSeq, a predicted model, not a curated record
UAUCACUUAUCACAACAGAUGUAUGUUUUUUUUUCUAUUCUAUGUGUAAUUAAACACAUCUUAUAUACUCUGGAACGUAACGAAUAACACUACUGAUGAUGAACGAACAUUCAGUUUUGUAAACUUUUACACUGUCAUCAUCAUACCAUAUUCAUUUGCUUGAUACGGGGAUAAAUUUUCUUUUCUUUUUGCUUUUUCCUGUAAGAGAAGAAGAAAAAUAUGUAACAAUUCUGUGACGCAAUAUAUACCGUUGAAAGUGUCAUUCCAAAGUAAACAUUAAAGAUGUACAUAUAGAAUAGGCUUUUCCUCGAUGUGAGCGCGGUUACCUUCAAAUCUAUCCAAAAUAUGAAGGACAAAAACCCUUUUUCAGAGUCUACAAUUAGGCCAUUUGUUGAACAUUCAUCAAAGGAACCAUACGUAGAUCAUGAUAAUGAGUUCAGCAAACUUGGUUACCUUGUUUUUCGUUCAUUUGUUAAUCCAGACGAUGAUAAACUAUCGGGAAUGCCCGAACGAAAUAUAUCACUGGACAAAGCGAAUAUGGAUAGGUAUCUGGAUCAUUGCAGUUAUCCCUACGAUCCAGCUUUUAUGCAACACCAGGUUGGUCCUCGGUUGAAUACACGAUCUCUUCGAGCGAAAAACAAUCAUUUGAGAAAGCAACCUGCCGUAAAGCCUAGACUUAUUAUCGAAGAUAGAGGAUUAAGAAACAGGCCUAAACAAAUAAACUUCCCUGGAAGAAAUGCCUCUAUGCUCGGGUACGAUAGGAUUGAUCAAUUAGAUACAUCUAAUUCGUACCUUGGUAAUUUCGGCGUUCAUCAUGAUGGCCCCUUUGAACCAUGUUGCAAGCACCGAAAUUUGGAUAUUAGUACCAGUCCAGUUGCUGCUUUUUCGGAAAACAGUGGAGCUAACAGCUUAAGUGCUCUUAUUCCAAAAGAUAAAUCCGAAGAAGACUUGACUUCGGAUAACAGUAUAUGGGAAGGGGCUAAUACCAAUACCUACGGCUCACCAACUUAUGUUGAGCAAGAUAGCUCACACUCUAAUGAUCAAGAGAGCGAAUCCUUAUUGAAUAACAAUGACGGCAGACAGCGAUCAGUAAAUAAUUUACAAAGAAAAGCUUCAAUUUUGGACCGUUUGCGACACAAUUGUAAAAAAAAGUUUUCCAGCGGCGGUACAAAGUAAAGCCAUCUAAGUUCGUCAAUCACCCAAGUGUUUUAUUUCUUUGUAAUCCUUAUUAUUUUUUUUUUUUUCUUCUUUGACCAAUUUUAUUAAUGACAUCAACCAACAAUGGCUUGAUAUAUAGGCUUUCAUAAUGAAAACUACACAAUUUUUCGUUUAAAUCAGUCAUAACCAGAUUUC